Sardina pilchardus (European sardine) is the source of this 1209-nucleotide messenger RNA. RefSeq lists its product as uncharacterized. The transcript is spliced from 4 exons. Gene Ontology annotation, cellular component: nucleus; cytosol. The coding region runs from base 345 to 1136 and encodes 263 amino acids. Gene Ontology annotation, biological process: spermatogenesis. The record is from RefSeq and is a predicted model, not a curated record. NCBI's taxonomy places the organism in Eukaryota, Metazoa, Chordata, Actinopteri, Clupeiformes, Clupeidae.
GGAGUGCCCAGCAGGAGCACCUAGACCUCACCACUGUGACUCCCAGCAUCGCCUCCUUUGGACUGAGGGAGAGAACGAUUUGCGCCGUUUUAUGGAGGAGGUCCAAGAUCGGCCAGAGUAGGCUAAUCCCGAGUGAGAGCUCCUGUUUGGUUUGGUGGUGCUACUCUGCGAUCUCUCCUCCAAAGACGCCCAGCUCCACUCCUCCUAACUAACGGGCUAGGACGCUGCCAAAAGUCAGGAAACACGUCGAUCUCUGUCGGAUUUCGAAAUCUGAGAGAUUUGGAACCUUCGCUUGGGCGGCACGGACGAACGGACAGAUCAAAAAUAGCAACAGAGCAAGGAAAAUGUUUAAAAAGAGUAAAAGUCAAGUACUUGUGGAUUACGCGUCAGAGGAAGACGACAUGUCUUGGCAUCACCUCCACUCGUACAAGGACAAAGAUCAAGAGGGAGUGGAGGAAACACUGAGCCCCCCUACAAAGGAGUCUAAGGUGAAGAAGAUCAAGUCUAAAAAGGAGAAGAAAGACAAGAAGUUGGACGAUGAACAUUUUCUUCUGACUGGAGCCACACUCUCAGACAAAAAAGGCAAGCUGAAGGAGGAGGAGCGGAGCGCCAAGCCUCUGGAGCGCGAGAAGGACAAGCGCUUCUGGGACAGCAUCACCAUGACGAUGCGCCAGAUCACGCCCACGCGCAAGAUGGACAAGAUGGAGGGCUGGGAGCCGCCACAGCUGCCCGGCGACCCGGGAGACGACGACAACGAUAACCACGACAACGACGCGGCGCAGAAGGCCGAGACGAAGAGAGACGCUUCGCCCACUACUGCCCCUGUUGCCCCGGUAGCCUCGGUUACCCCGGUGGUUCCUGCCCUCUCCCUGUCCCCCCCGCCCCUCUCCUCGCCCCUCUCCUCUCCGCUGUCUCUCUCGCUGCCCUCCUGGAGAGCGGGCGUGACGCUGGAGGACUGGCGCUAUGCCAGCCUGGCAGACUGCACCCCCAGCGGCGGCGGCGGCGGCGGGCAGCGUGAGGGCUCCGGGGCGGGCAGCGCUGUCCGGUGGGCGGCUCGUGCCAGGGGCAAGCUGGCGGGCAUCAGGAGGAGGAGUCACGGAAACGUGUCGGAGAACAUGUGGGAGGGGCUUAAGUGAACGGACACGAUGGGACGAUACCAACACCCCCCCCGCCCCCCACCAACUCCCCACCUCUCCUACACACACACAC